AUGCGUGCUGUGCGGCGCGGGCUAGCUGGUGGGGCUAUGGCAGCGGCGGGGGCCCUGUCAGAAGUGUCUCUGAGAGAAGCCACUCAACGAAAAUUGCGGAGGUUUUCAGAAUUGAGAGGGAAAUCUGUGGCAGCUGGAGAAUUCUGGGACAUAGUUGCAAUAACAGCAGCUGAUGAAAAACAAGAACUUGCUUAUAAGCAACAGCUGUCAGAAAAGCUGAAAAGAAAGGAGUUACCCCUUGGAGUUCAAUAUCAUGUGUUUGUUGAUCCUGCUGGAGCCAAAAUUGGAAAUGGAGGAUCAACACUUUGUGCCCUUCGAUGUUUGGAAAAGCUAUAUGGAGAUAAAUGGAAUUCUUUUACCAUUCUAUUAAUUCACUCUGGUGGCUACAGUCAACGCCUUCCCAAUGCAAGUGCUCUGGGGAAAAUUUUUACUGCUUUGCCUCUUGGUAACCCCAUUUAUCAAAUGUUGGAAUUAAAACUAGCCAUGUACAUUGAUUUCCCCUCACAUAUGAAUCCUGGGAUUCUGGUUACCUGUGCAGAUGAUAUUGAACUUUAUAGUAUUGGAAAAUCUGAGUUUAUAAGAUUUGACAAACCUGGCUUUACUGCUUUAGCUCAUCCUUCUAGUUUGACUGUAGGUACCACACAUGGAGUAUUUGUCUUAGAGCCUUUUGAUUAUUUAGAACAUAGAGACCUUGAAUAUGGGUCCUGCCAUCGUUUCCUUCAUAAGCCUAGCAUAGAAAAGAUGUACCAGCUCAAUGCUGUGUGUAGACCUGGGGGGUUUUGCCAGCAGGACUCUGCUGGGGGUGACAGUGCCUACUUGAAAUUAGGCUCUGAUUAUGUGUACACAGAUAGCCUGUUUUACAUGGAUCACAAAUCAGCAAAAAAAUUGCUCGCUUUUUAUGAAGAAAUAGGCACACUGAACUGUGAAAUAGAUGCCUAUGGGGACUUUCUUCAGGCUUUGGGACCUGGAGCAACUGUGGAAUACACCAGAAACACAUCAAAUGUUACUAAAGAAGAGUCAGAGUUGGUGGAUGUGAGACAGAGAAUCUUCCAUCUUCUUAAAGGUACCUCACUAAAUGUUGUUGUUCUUAACAACUCCAAAUUUUAUCACAUUGGGACCACUGAAGAGUAUUUGUUUCAUUUUACUUCAGAUAGUAGUUUAAAGUCAGAGCUGGACUUACAGUCUGUAACUUUUAGCAUCUUUCCAGACAUAUCAGAACAUUCUGGUAAAACCUGUAUCAUCCAAAGUAUACUGGAUUCAGGAUGUUCUCUGGCACCCGGCUCCGUUGUGGAAUACUCCAGAUUGGGACCUGAUGUUUCGGUUGGGGAAAACUGCAUUAUUAGUGGUUCUUGCAUCCCUGCAGAGGCUGUCCUGCCUGCACGUUCUUUUCUGUGUUCUUUAAGCUUGAAGAUGAACGGAUCCCUAAAAUAUUCAGCUAUGGCGUUUGGAGUGCAGGACGACUUGAAAAAGAGUGUUAAAACACUGUCAGAUAUAAAGUUACUUCAAUUCUUUGGAGUCUGUCUCCUGUCGUGCUUAGAUAUUUGGAAUCUUAAAGUUACAGAGAAACUGUUCUCAGGAAACAAGACACAUCUGAGUUUGUGGACGGCUCGCAUUUUCCCAGUUUGUUCUUCUUUGAGUGAUUCAGUUACAACAUCCUUAAAGAUGUUACACGCUAUUCAGAACAAGUCAACCUUCAGCCUGAAUAGUUAUAAGCUAUUGUCCAUUGAAGAAAUGCUUAUCUACAAAGAUAUAGAAGACAUGAUAACUUACAGGGAGCAAAUUUUUCUAGAAAUUAGUUUAAAUAAAAAGCAAUUUGAUUUAGAGAUGCCUUAAAUUUUAUAUACUUAUCUUUUCUUUG
This is a messenger RNA of Otolemur garnettii (small-eared galago), 1858 nucleotides long. It is a transcript of the gene FPGT, whose product is annotated as fucose-1-phosphate guanylyltransferase. The record is from RefSeq and is a predicted model, not a curated record. Gene Ontology annotation, molecular function: transferase activity, transferring phosphorus-containing groups. NCBI's taxonomy places the organism in Eukaryota, Metazoa, Chordata, Mammalia, Primates, Galagidae.